AUGAAUUGCGAAAAAGAGCAGUCAGCCUUAUUAAUUAAUUAAUCUUAAUAAUGUUACAAUUAUUUUUGUAAUUUGAUUUCAUAAAAUAAUCAUUUAAGAUUAUUAAUUCCAGAAAAGGCAAAAAGAAAAAUUUCUAAUUCAGAAUUUAUAAAGAAAGUAUUUCAAAAAUACAGCAAAAUAUCAAUAAAGAAAAUUUAUAGACUUAGAUUAAAUAAGGACAAAGUUAAAAAUUAUUCAGCAUGUUAAAUAGACCCUCUAUAUAAUUGCUAAUAACUCAAAAAAAAAACUACAAUUCGAUUAAAAGCUCCUCGAAAAAAUAGUUUGUAGGUUGAUUUGAAAUUGAAUGAUUUAGCCAUUUUGAAAAACCCCGAAAACUCUUACUAUUAUUAUUGCAAAGGUAUAAUUCAUUUGGAUGAUUAAAUAGCUGCUACAUUAGAGAAAAUGAAUCGAUAUGAAGAGGCUCUGGAAAAUUAUGAUUUAGCAAUUUCGAGAGAUCCAAAUAAUUCUUACUAUUAUUUUUGCAAAGGUAUAAUACAAUAUAGAAGAUUUCUUAGCUUAUAGUUUAAAUUAAAUGAAAAAAUUUUGGGAUGCACUUAAAUGUUACGAUUCAGCAAUUAAGAAAAACCCGGAAAAUUCUGACUAUUAUAAUAAUAAAGGUAUUAUACAAAUAUUGAUGAUUUCGUAGGUAAGACUUUAGAAGAUAUGAACCUUUGUGAAGCUGCUUUGGAAUGUUACAAUGAGGCAAUUUUGAGAAAUCCAAAUCACUCUACUUAUAUUAAUAACAAAGGUAUCACUGUAUAUGGAUGAUAACAUAGCUCAGAUUCUAAGUAAAUUGAGCAGAAUGGAAGAGGCUUUAGAAUUAUAUGAUUUAGCAAUUUAGAAAGACCCAAAAUAUUCUGACCAUUAUUAUGGCAAAGGUACAAUUACUAUGAUGUUUACAUAGCGAAUACAUUACAUAAAAUGAAUCUAUUUGAUGAUGCCUUGGUAAAUUAUGAUUUAGCGAUUUAAAAAAAUUCAGAAAAUUCAUGUUAUUAUUUCGACAAAGGUAUCAUUCUCUAUGGAUGAUUUCCUAGCUCUGGCUCUAGAUAAUUUGAACAGAAAAGAGGAGGCUUUAGAAUAUUAUGAUUUAGCAAUUUAAAAAGACCCAAAUAAUUCAAACUAUUAUAACGGCAAAGGUAUAACAGCAUCUUAGAUCUAAUUGAAAACAAAUUCAAACAAUCCCAAAGUUGAAGAAGCUUUGGUGAAUUUUGAUAUAGCAAUUUAAAAAAAUCCAGAAGAUUCAAGAUAUUAUAUUAACAAAGGUACAUUUUGCUGAGUUCUUAGCUACUCUUCUACAUUAAGUCCAUAGAUAUGAUGAAGCUUUGGUUUAUUAUGAUUCCGCAAUUUAGAUAGAUCCAGAAAAUUCAGAUUAUCAUUAUCGCAAAGGUAUGAUCAGUUAUGAUGAUUUCUUAGCUUUUACAUUAAAAGAAGAUUACAAAUUUAAUGAGGCUUUGGAAUGUUAUGAUACAGCAAUCGAGAAAAAUCCAGACAAUCCUGACUAUUUGUAUGACAAAGGUAUCAUAUAACAUUGAAUUUCUAAGCGAAACUUUUAGUUUUAAUGGAAAGAUAUAAAGAGGCGAUUGAAUUUUACGAUUCAGCAAUUAAGAUUAAUCCAAAAAAAUCUUGCUAUUAUAAUUGCAAAGGUAUAAUUAAAUGAUGAUGAUUAAAUAGCCAUUGCAUUAAAUAAACUGUAUCGAUUUCAAGAAGGUCUUCAGAAUAAUGAUUUAGCAAUUUAGUACGAUCCAGAAAAUUCUAAUUAUUAUUUUAACAAAGGUAUGAUUUACUUUUGGAUGAUUUCUUAGCUUGUACUCUAGAUAAAUUGAACGAAACAAAAGAUGCUUUAGAAAAUUAUGACUAAGCAAUUUAGAUAGGCCCAAAUAAUUCUGACUAUUAUAAUGGCAAAGGUAUAAUUAGAUAUUGAUGAUUACUUAGCAUCGACAUUAGUGAAAAUGAAUCGAAACUAUGAGGCUUUAGAAAAUUACGAUUAAGCAAUUCUGAUUAAUCCAAAUGAUUUUCGUUAUAAUAUUAACAAAGGUAUAAUUUAUUUGGAUGAUUUCUAAGCUGAUCUUCUAUAUAAUAUGAACAAAUUUGAAGAAGCUUUAAAAAAUUAUGAAAUCGGAAUUCAGAAAAAUCCAGAAUAUUAUGACUAUUAUUAUCGUAAAGGUAUAACUAAAUAUAGUUGAUAUCUUAGCUAAUACUCUAGAGAAAAUGAACAGAUUUUAAGAGGCUUUGGAAUAUUAUGAUGAGGCAAUAUUGAAAAACCCCAAAAUUUCAUAGUACUAUAGUCGCAAGGGUAUAAUUCAGAAGAGAUAAUUUAGCUUUUAUAUUAUGUCAAAAGAAACAAUUUGAAGAGGCUCUGGAAAAUUAUGAUAUAGCAAUCUCGAUAGAUCCAGAGGAUUCCGAAGGUUAUUUUGGUAAAGGUAUAAUACAAUAUAAAUGAUUUCUUAGCUAAUACAUUAACUCAAAUGAAAAGAUUUGAAGAGGCUCUAUAAUUUUAUGAAUCAGCAAUUUAGAAAAAUCCAGAAAAUUCAGAUUAUUGUUAUCACAAAGGUAAAACCAAAUAUGGAUUAAUUUAUUAGGUUUUACAUUAAAUCAAAUGUAAAGAUUUGAAGAAGCUCUGUAAUGGUAUGAUUCAGCAAUUGAGAGAAAUCCAGAAAAAUCUGACUAUUAUAAUCGAAAAGGUAACAUAUAAAAUGGAUGAUAUCUAAGCAAAUACUUUAGAUUAAAUGUAAAGAUUUGAGGAGGCUUUGGAAUGUUAUGAUUUAGCAAUUUAGAAAAAUCCAGAAAAUUAAAGUUAUCAUAUUCACAAAGGUAUACACAUCAAUUUAUAAUUUCUUAGUUUAUACUCUAGAUAAAUUGGACAAAUUGUAAAAGAUUUUGAAUAUUUAGAAUAAUUCAAAUGUUUAAAAGAAAUAUAAUUACAACUUCUAACUUAUAAAAUAAUUUAUUAACAGGUAUUAAGAAUUUCGUGAUUUGGUUAAUGAAAUAUAAAGAAGACA
This is a messenger RNA of Paramecium octaurelia, 3038 nucleotides long. The record is from the annotation of a GenBank genome assembly. NCBI's taxonomy places the organism in Eukaryota, Ciliophora, Oligohymenophorea, Peniculida, Parameciidae.